Messenger RNA from Jaculus jaculus (lesser Egyptian jerboa), 846 nucleotides. RefSeq names its product protein FAM92A-like. Gene Ontology annotation, cellular component: ciliary basal body; ciliary transition zone. Gene Ontology annotation, biological process: cilium assembly. The record is from RefSeq and is a predicted model, not a curated record. The coding region runs from base 1 to 846 and encodes 281 amino acids. The transcript has a single exon. Lineage: Eukaryota; Metazoa; Chordata; Mammalia; Rodentia; Dipodidae.
AUGUCUAGGUGUGCUGAAGAAAAUAGAGAUGACAGAAUAAGAGAACUGGCCUUUAUGGUCACGAAUGCGGAGAAACAUUUUGGUAAACUAUGUCAAAUCUUUGCUGCUUAUACACGGAAAACUGCUAGAGUGAGAGACAAAGGAGACCUGCUGGCGAGUGAGAUCAAAAUGUACGCUGCUACUGAGACACCUACUUUGAAGCAGGGACUGCAAAACUUUGCCAAAGAAUUUGCCAAGAUUCAGGAUUAUCGUCAAGCUCAAAUCGAAAGAUUUGAAUCUAAAAUAGUUAAAACAUUGAGAAUGUAUGGAAUCAUCAUUAAAAUGAAACGAGAAGACCUUAAAGCACAAUUGGCAUCAAAAAGUCAAGAAAUCAAGCAGAGAAUGAAGUUAGAGAAAACACGUCGCCAAAGCCCUUGGAACAGAUGUGCCAUCACACAGGCAGAGCUUAAACUACAAAGAGCCGAAACACGCUCUGCCCAAUCAACUCAAUACCUGCUGGAUAAUAUGGAUAAUUUUCAGAGGCAGAAAUUAAAAGACAUAAAGUAUAUAUUUUCAGAAUUUAUCACAAUUGAAAUGUUAUUUUUUGGCCGAGCUCUAGAGUUCUACACUGCUGCCUACAAAAGCAUACAAAACAUUGAUGAAGAGAAAGAUUUUGAGUUUUUCCAAACUUUUCUGUGUCCAUCAAGUUUUUCAGUAGGUCUUGGUACCGAAAGUUCCCGUACAAAGGCACCACCACUUCCUGCAGGUCUCGACCAGGACAAAUUUCCUCCUGCCAUCCCAGAGAAGACCAACAAGCCAAAGCAGAAGGUGAAGUCAGAUACUACAGCAGAUGAAAGUCCAGUUUAA